This is a messenger RNA of Hevea brasiliensis (rubber tree), 3004 nucleotides long. RefSeq names its product disease resistance protein RPV1-like. Gene Ontology annotation, biological process: defense response. The record is from RefSeq and is a predicted model, not a curated record. NCBI's taxonomy places the organism in Eukaryota, Viridiplantae, Streptophyta, Magnoliopsida, Malpighiales, Euphorbiaceae. Bases 72 to 2387 code for a protein of 771 amino acids. Gene Ontology annotation, molecular function: ADP binding. The transcript is spliced from 6 exons.
AAGAAGUAUUUCAUCGAAUCAAGGCUAAAUUUGAUAGUCACUGCUUUGUUGCCAAUGUUAGAGAAGAAAUAAUGAAGCAAACAUCAAAUGCUUUACGAGAUAAAAUCUUUCAUCAAUUGUUAGGAGAGAAAGAUGGAUAUAUAGAUACACCUCAUUUGGGGGCUUUCAUGAGGAGAAGACUUCAAAGUAAAAAAGUACUCAUUGUCUUUGAUGAUGUAGAUGAUCCAAACGAUUUAAAGUUUUUAGGUGGAAUUUGUGAUUGGUACAAUAUGGGAAGUAGAAUAAUUAUAACCAGCAGGGAUAGGCAAACACUUAUAAAUGUUUGCCUUGAGAAGUGUAUAUAUGAGGUUAAAAAAUUAAUUGAUCGUGAAGCUCUUCGUCUCUUUAGCUUAUAUGCCUUCAAACAAGAUCAUCCCAAAGAAAGAUAUGAGAAGCUAUCGGUGAUGGCAAUAAGAUAUGCUCAAGGCAAUCCGUUGGCUCUUAGAGUUUUUGGCUCUAAUAUGUAUAAAAAGGGUAUAGAAGAAUGGGAAAGUGAGUUGAAAAAACUGAAAGAAAUUCCUGAUUUGAACAUUCAAAAUGUCCUGAGAAUAAGUUAUGAUAAACUAGAUCGUCAUAAAAAAAACAUAUUUCUUCAUAUUGCAUGUUUCUUUAAGGGGGAGCCUAGAGGUGAUGUUGAGAGAAUACUAGAUGCUUGUGGUUUAUCUGCAAGAAGUACAAUAAGUUGUCUAAUUGAUAAAUCUCUCAUAACCAUUUCAUCAAACAAUGUUGUUGGUAUGCAUGACUUGUUGCAACAAAUGGGCAAGGAAAUUGCUUAUGAGGAAUCCAAACAACCUGGAGCAAGCAUCAGGUUAUGGAAUUACAAUGAUAUUUGUCGUGUAUUGUCAACAGAAACGGGAACUCAAAAUGUUGAAAGCAUAUUACUUGACAUGCAUGAGGUGAAGGAUAAUUUGGUGCUAAGUUCCACAGCCUUCAAGAAGAUUUACGCUCUUAGAUUCCUCAAAUUCUUCAAUGUUUCUAAUUCCGGACAAGGACAAGUGCUGCUUCCUAGCAGCCUUGAAUUUCUACCAGAAGGGCUAAGAUAUCUUUACUGGGAUAGAUACCCUUCGAAGUAUUUGCCUUUGAAGGGUUGCACAAAAUAUCUUGUAGAACUCCACAUGCCUAGUAGCAACCUCAAAGAACUUUGGAACGGAGAUGAGGCAAGAGUUAUUGAUCUUGGAAAUCUGAGACUUUUAGACCUCAGAGACUCUUCUGAGCUGACCAGAGUUCCAGACUUGUCUAGCGUCCCAAAUCUUGAGUUUUUAAGUUUGAGGGGUUGUUUAAGCUUGAUUGAGAUUCCUAGCAGCAUCUGCAAUCUGAAAUCUCUUACACUCCUUGAUAUCUCAUUUUAUCAGAAUGUCAAUGGAUUGCCAGAGAACAUAGGGAAUUUAGAAUUGCUGCAGGAACUUAAUAUAUUUUCAAGUAGAAUAAAAGCAUUACCAUCCUCCAUCAAUCAAUUGAAAAAUUUGGUAGACUUAAAUUGUGGUUUAUGUGAAGGUUUGACAUUGCCUCCUUUGACAGGUUUGUCCUGUUUGCUGGAUAUGUCUUUAAAUUACUCUGGUAUAUUAGAAAUUCCCCAGAGUCUUGGGUGUUUAGUGUCAUUGACAUACUUACAUUUAGCUGAAAGCAAUUUUGAGAGUAUAACUGCAAGCAUUAAACAACUAUCUCAGUUGGAAACACUUUGGUUAGAUGGUUGCAAGAGACUUAAAUUAUUACCAGAGCUUCCCUGCUUAGAAAGAUUGCAUGCAUCGGGUUGCACAUCUUUGGAAUCUGCAUCAACUUCAUUCCUUUUCACAGAACACGAAGUCGAAUAUAGAAUUGCAACUUUUCUUGAAUUUCGUAAUUGCAUCAAUUUGGAUAAGGAGAAAGUAAUGGAGGAUGUAUUGGAAACGCAUCUGUUGAACGAUGAGAUUGUAGAAUUAUGUAUACCCGGGGAUGAAGUGCCUCAAAGGAUGAGAUAUAAGAACCAGAGAGGAUCUUCACUCUCAUUCACGCUAGAUAAGCCAAACUUGAUUGCUGUUUCUUUAUGCCUUGUUUUUAAUCCCAAAAAUCAUUAUUGUGAUUUUGUUCUCCUUACUUGCGAAGCCCAAUUCAUUGAUAAAUCUGGACAUAACAGUGAUUUCGUUUUUGAUUUCCCUCAUUUAUUGGCGGUUGAUGGGUUAGAAUCAAAACAUGUGUGUCUUUGGAAUAAAUUGUUCAACAUGGAAGACAGUUUCGUUGAGGCCUCAUUUCAGUUCUGCCUUUACAAGUACUCAUCCUCACUUCAAGGUGCGGGUCCAUAUACCGAGGGUAUGAUUAAAUGUGGGGUACAUCCUAUAUAUGUUCGAGACAAAUGUUGGUUGCAGAGAUAAAAAGAGAAUUAGAAAUCAAGAAGAUGAGGAAGAAGAACCUUCUCCCCUUAGAUUGAAACAAGACCAAAAACCUUACAACAGCACUACCACCACGGCAGAGUCUUCUUAGGUGUUUGAAGACAACGAUCUACAAGGACCUAUAAAGGCCAGUUCGACAUUUUUCCGGUCUCUAGUUUCUUCGGCAAUCCAGGACUGUGUGUUUCAAUUGUACAGCAGUUUUGUUGUGAUUAAACACAAACUACCAAUCCUAUUCUUGAAGAAUCCUCAAAUAACCCGCUUGUUUUUGGACUCAUUCCUGGACUUGCUUUUGAUUUAUUGUUGGAUCUACAACUGGGUUACUCUACAACCGAUGUUUCGCAUCCUUGGUGAAAAGAACAAGGCUGAAUUCAAGGCAAGGAAGGGUUUCUAACUAACUACAACAGUAACUAAUCUGCUGUUAGAUCUGUUGAGAAAUGCGGGAAUCCAUCUCUUGCUCUGCUUUAGAUCUUUCGAGCACCGUUUUACUUAUGCUUCUCCGCACCGUUUCUUCAUUUUGCAUUGUCAGCUCAGUUCUUAUCUUUUAAUUACUUCCAUUCAUUUUCUAUACGCUGCAUUUCAUAAUAAAUACUUAUCAAUAG